Messenger RNA from Thalassophryne amazonica, 1892 nucleotides. Its product is annotated as dihydropyrimidinase-related protein 5-like. The transcript is spliced from 14 exons. The coding region runs from base 122 to 1825 and encodes 567 amino acids. Gene Ontology annotation, cellular component: cytosol; cytoplasm. Lineage: Eukaryota; Metazoa; Chordata; Actinopteri; Batrachoidiformes; Batrachoididae. The record is from RefSeq and is a predicted model, not a curated record. Gene Ontology annotation, molecular function: hydrolase activity, acting on carbon-nitrogen (but not peptide) bonds, in cyclic amides.
UAAAACUAAAUCUGAUUGGCCGCUGCCGGCGAAGAAGCAUCUGCGGCUCGCGCUGUGACAGCUGUCCUCGCGCACUCCGCUCGCGCUGGACAACAGAGAGACUCGAGCACAUCAAAGAAUUAUGGCUGCCAACAUGGGGUCCAUGCGUAUCCUCAUCAAAGGAGGGAAGGUGGUCAACGACGACUUCACCCAGGAGGCAGAUGUCUACAUUGAGAAUGGCAUCAUUCAGCAGGUUGGAAAGGAACUGAUGAUACCAGGAGGAGCUAAAGUGAUUGACGCCUCUGGGAAGCUUGUGUUGCCGGGCGGAAUAGACACUAGCGUGCAUCUGCAGGAGUCCUUUAUGAACGCUUCAAUCCAGGAUGACUUCUACAGUGGAACCAAGGCAGCCUUAAUGGGUGGCACCACCAUGGUGAUGGCUCUGGUCCUGCCUGAACAACACUGCUCCCUACUGGAUGCCUACGAGAAGUGCCGAGCUCUGGCGGAUGCCAAAGUGUGCUGUGAUUACGCUCUUCAUGUCGGCGUGACCUGGUGGGGACCAAAGGUGCAUAACGAGAUGGAAACCCUGGUGAGGGAGCAAGGGGUCAACUCCUUCCAGAUGUUCAUGGCCUACAAAGACUUAAUGAUGCUGAGGGACUCUGAGCUCUACCAGACUCUGCAGACAUGUAAGGACAUCGGAGCCAUUGCACGCGUCCACACCGAGAACGGAGAGCUGGUGGCCGAGGGUGCCAAAGAGGCCCUGGAUUUGGGCAUCAGUGGACCAGAGGGGAUCGAAGUCAGCCGACCAGAGGAGCUGGAGUCUGAAGCCACUCACAGAGCCAUCACCAUCGCCAACAGGGCACAUUGUCCCAUAUACCUGAUCAAUGUGUCCAGUAUGUCUGCUGGCGACAUGAUUGCUGCUGCUAAAAUGCAGGGAAAAGUGGUCCAUGCAGAGACCACAGUAGCUCAUGCAGUGUUGAAUGGAAUGCAGUAUUAUCACCAGGACUGGGCCCACGCUGCCGCCCACGUCAUCGUCCCUCCUCUCCGCCUCGACCCCAACACACCCAGCUACCUCAUGGGCCUGCUGGGCAAUGACACUCUGAGUGUUGUGGCAUCAGAGCACCGUCCAUUUAGCACCAAGCAGAGGGCUUUAGGCAAAGAGGACUUCACCAAGAUCCCCCAUGGAGUGGCUGGAGUUCAGGACAGGAUGAGUGUCAUUUGGGAGAGGGGAGUGGUAACUGGAAAGAUGGAUGAGAAUCGUUUUGUGGCAGUGACGAGCUCUAACGCUGCAAAGAUCUACAAUAUGUACCCGCGCAAAGGCCGCAUCAUUCCGGGAGCCGACGCAGACGUGGUGGUCUGGGACCCAGAUGCCAUGAGGACCAUCUCUGUAAGCACACAGGUGCAGGGCGGAGACUUCAAUCUGUACGAGGGAAUGCGUUGCCAUGGUGUUCCCUUGGUCACAAUCAGCCGAGGCCGUUUGGUGUGCGAGAAUGGUGUGUUUAUGUGCGCUGAGGGAUCAGGAAAGUUCUACCCACAGCGCACCUUCCCUGAUUUCCUUUACAAGAAGAUGGUGCAGAGAGAAAAGACUCAGGCCUGUAAAGGGGUCGACAGGGAUCCCUACUCUGGUGAUGUAGCCAAAGUAGCAAAUGCUAUUAAGAAAGAGCUCGGUCUGGGCCCCAUAGAUGGAGAGACACCCAAUAAACCCUGCGCACGGGUAUACCAGGGGGUCCGAGACCUCCACGAGUCCUCCUUUAGCCUCUCAGGGACUCAGGUCGACGACCAUAUCCCUAAGAGGUCCUCGGCUCGAAUCCUGGCCCCUCCAGGCGGUCGCUCCAGUGGAAUCUGGUAAUCGUGGGUCCUGGAGCUUCAACAGUUUGAGCCUUCCUGUUUUGUAAAUUUUUGAACAACCAGGAAAA